Messenger RNA from Cladocopium goreaui, 963 nucleotides. Lineage: Eukaryota; Dinophyceae; Suessiales; Symbiodiniaceae. The record is from the annotation of a GenBank genome assembly.
AUGGAUUUCCACCACGUUGGAUGGUCGCAUGGGUUACAGCUGGGAGCUGCCUGGGUUCCUUGGCAGGUCAAUCCUGAGACCGCCCUGGGGGAGGGCAACGUGUCUGGUCGAACCAUUGGAACUGCUGCGAGUCGAAGGAGAGCUUCCUUAACAAAGUCCAUCUCGGUCUUGGUGGCCAAGACACAAACUGGUGGCUACAAGUUGGAGGUUGAUCCUCUAAUGCCCUUGGUGAUAUCUUCUGGUGUGGUUCUGGCUGCCUGUGCUGGAAUGGUCAACGCCAUCGCCUUCGAGACUUCUGAGACUUUAGUUAGCCACGUAACUGGCGCCGUUUCGAAGGUGUCGCUUCAUACAGUGGGAGAGCACGCCCAUGCAGGCAAGAUGGUUCUGCUGGUGAGUUUCUUCCUCUUGGGCAGCAUGAUCUCCGGUUGUAUCAUCAAGCGGACCGCCGUGAAGAUGGCCUACAUGGGCUAUGGGGUGGCGAUGACGGCUUCAGCUUUGCUUCUAAUCAGCUCUCUACUGGUCUUCAAGGCAUCUGAAGACGCAGCCGUCUACAUCCUCUGUGCCUGUGGCUUGCAGAAUGGCAUCAUGUCCUCCUACACGGGUUCGGUCAUCCGGACCACACACAUGACGGGCAUCGUGACCGAUGUGGGACUCAUUACUGGGAGGCACUUGGUGUCCUGCUUCAAACGAAAAUGUUGUCACAAGAUUCCAUUUGCAGAUGAAGAGCCAGGAGAGACCAGGAAGCUGAUUCUGCUCCUGCUGCUUCUCCUGAGUUUCCUGCUAGGAGUUGCUGCUGGCAGCGGUCUAGCACGAGCGCUCCAUGAGCUUAGCCUGCUGGUCCCAGCCGCCAUUGCGCUGAUGGCAGGGACGAGCUACAUGCUUUGGACCUAUCUCAGGGACGACAUCCAGGACGAGGUGAAGAUUCUGCAGUUCCUCCGUCGCGCUUGGAAGCAUAAAAAGUAG